Molecule: messenger RNA, 2724 nt
Organism: Cladophialophora psammophila CBS 110553
Lineage: Eukaryota; Fungi; Ascomycota; Eurotiomycetes; Chaetothyriales; Herpotrichiellaceae
Exons: 1
Coding region: 1-2724 (907 amino acids)
Biological process (GO): translational elongation
Molecular function (GO): GTP binding; GTPase activity; translation elongation factor activity
Source: RefSeq, a predicted model, not a curated record
AUGGCUUCCAUCUUCACCUACCAGGAUGAGCCUCCUCGAAUACAUUCUCCCUGGUCGACACCGGGAUCCUCGACCCCUCAGCCCCUUCACUUACUGGAUCGUCCUCCUCACACAAGGCAACAGGUCAUCCAGGGUCUCGUGAAGCUAGAGCCAGAGCGCCAGGAUGGUCCUACUGAGUACAAGCUCCACCUUCUCCUUCGUCCCAGGCGCAAAUUCCUCUCCACAACCACGACCUGUUCCGUCUCUGGGUCGCAGCACUUUGCAUCCCCAGUCCAAUCCGUUGUUGUAACAGCUCGCUCCCCGGGUGACUCGUUGCUGGACCGUCCACUAUCCCAGCCAUCUGCACAGGCUCGUCAAACCAGGCUACAACAGUUGACCACACAACUAUUAUGGAGACUGCAGCAGUCUUCGCCCUUCCAUUCUUCGUCGAACGCAGAUUUAGUCUUGCCGGUACUUCCUGAGGCGACCCCGAGGUUAGGAGUUCCGGAACGUCCAGCGAAGCUGCUACCAGGUCUCGAAGAAAGUCAAGGUGCCCUCUACGAAAUCGGUGUGGCUGACGAUGGCACGCUGGCGGGGUUGGUCGAAGAUGAGCUCCAAGAGAGUUUGACCAAUCUGAAGGCCAUGGCCGCAAGUCUCGGCUGUACCACGAGUGUUCUGCGGAAAGUCCCCGUAGGAACGUGCGAAUGGGCAGAAAGCAACAGCGACAGCGGACACACCAAGACGCGCAAAGACGCGCUCUGGGUUGCUGAAGUACUGGUCUACCCCGACUCACGAGGCUCAGCAGACGCAGACAUACCAAAAACAAUACUCGAUAUGCCAGCCAGCGCCUCUGGACCAAAAGAUGGGUCAGAUUUGGCCGACCACGCUUCGACGGAACAGAUGCGAGUGACCCUGGUAGGCGCCACUUCUGCUGGAAAGUCUUCUUUGCUAGGGACGUUGUCCACCUCAACGCUAGACAAUGGACGGGGCAAAAGCCGACUGUCGUUGCUCAAACAUCGACACGAGAUCGCCUCGGGAAUUACAAGUUCCGUUGCGCACGAACUCGUUGGUUACCGAGAGGACCGUAACUCUCCGAAUGCUGUCAUCAACUAUGCGUCAGGUCAUGUUUCCUCGUGGAUAGACAUCCACAACCUCGCCAAGCGUCUUGUCUUGCUCUCUGACUCCCCUGGCCUACCAAAAUUUGCCAAAUCUGCUAUCCGAAGUCUAAUAUCGUGGAGACCUUCAUGGACCCUCCUAUGCGUUGCAGCAGAUGACAGCAGCGAGACCACAGGCCAAGUCGGUGCGAUGGGUCCGACAGUGGAGGUGUAUGCUGACAGCGGAACCGGUGAGAGUGUGGAUCUUUCACUCUCGUAUCUGCAUUUGUGUCUGCGACUACACGUGCCAUUCAUGGUAAUCAUCACCAAAAUGGAUCUGGCAACCAAGGCCGGGUUGCGCCUGGUGCUUGCAAGAAUUCUCUCCGCUCUCAAGGCGGUUGGUAGGAAACCUGUCAUGCUCAGUAAUGUGCCCGGCCCACCCUCUCUUUCGGAACAGGGGGCUGCUCUCUCGGAGCUCCAGGUCAUCAACGAAAGAGAUCAGGCUGAAGUUGACCGACUUGUUGGAUCGAUGCAGAGUGACACUGAGCAGGACAUUGUCCCGAUUUUAAUGACAUCCGCAGUCACAGGGCUCGGCAUAAGUAAACUGCACGCACUGUUCCGAACUGCACCCGUUACCUGUAAGCCUAGGCUUUAUCAACCUCCGCGGCGUGGAUCUGUGACGAGUUCACUUUUUCACGUCGAUGAGGUCUUCAGCAUCCCUCCAUCGCGCGUUUAUACAUUGGAUACGGAAAGCCAAAUCACAAAACAAGGCAUUGUGCUUUGUGGGUAUGUCUCUCACGGCCUGCUGUCCGUUGGGGACACGAUGCUACUGGGGCCGUUUAACCCGGACUCAGACAGCGUAUUGACCCCGACCUCUCAGUCCGUCGUGAGAGCAAGUUCCUAUGCUGCUAUUGAGUCGUCAUACACAGAGAGAUCAUCGAGCACCCUCGCGCGAUCUUACCAAGGGGAGACCCCGAAGAACUCGAGUCGAGGAUAUCGGCCUGCGGCCGCAUUUCUCCGAGUGCGCAUCGUAUCCCUACGGACUCUACGCCUUCCAGUGUUGCGGAUGCAGAACGAAGAAACAGGUACCAUUGGUGUUGAACCUCUUGACAGCGAACCGGAUACCAUCGCAUUGGGCAGGGCUCGCAAGGGUAUGGUGCUUGUCGACGUCGACCAAAAUCUCCCUGGGUAUCAUUCAUUUUCUGCGAGGUUUCCGGCCUCGGAUUUCGCGCAGGCAAGUUCACCAGUUUUGAUACUAGGAGGUCAUGCUAUUGUGUACAUCAACAGUAUGCGCGCAGCGGUCAAAGUGACGGCAGUGGCGCUUGACGAGGACGAGCAUUGUAGGGGAUACGUGCGCGCAGCAUCUGCUCGGGAAGACGCGGAACUUUUCCGCUUUGACGACAUUGAUGAUGAGGCUGAGGUGUUCGGUGAGGAGGAACAACAUGACGGUAAAAGCGGGUCCACAAAAGAGAGGAGGGAAAUUAGAGUGUCUUUUCGGUUUGGCAGUACAAUGGAGUGGAUGGAAGUGGGCGAUCAGGUAUUUGUCGCCCCUACUUUGACGACGACGGGGCCGGCGACUGGUCCAGCACCUGUCGCCAAUAUGGUCGGCCUGGCUGGAUUUGUCGGGAGAGUUUGUGAGGUAUUUGGUUGA